UCUUUCUCACACGGAUUCAGAGAAACUACACUACAUUCUGAACUAAAACUAACCUCUGUCACUUUGAGAAUUGAAAUGGCACAGGCUGCAGAUCUUCUGUAUCAGGACCAGUUCAGCUGUGCAAUCUGUCUGGAUAUACUAAAUGAUCCAGUGACUAUUCCCUGUGGGCACAGUUAUUGUAUGGGCUGUAUUAAGGGCUGCUGGGAUCAGGAUGAUCAUACUGGUGUCUACAGCUGUCCCCAGUGCAGACAGACCUUCACUCCAAGGCCUGUUUUAAGAAAAAACACCAUGUUUGCUGAAGUGGUAGAGAAACUGAAGAAUACAGGACUCCAAGCUGCUCUUCCUGCUCACUGUUACGCUGGACCUGGAGAUGUGGAGUGUGAUUUCUGCACUGGGAGAAAGCGCAAAGCUGUCAAGUCCUGUCUGGUGUGUCUGGCCUCUUACUGUGAAACUCACCUCCAGCCUCACUAUGAAUCUCCUCUUCUUAAGAAGCACAAACUGAUCAAAGCCACUGGAAACCUGCAGGAGAAGAUCUGCUCUCAUCAUGACAAACUGCUGGAGGUUUACUGUCGUACUGAUCAGCAGUGUAUCUGUUAUCUGUGUACGAUGGAUGAACACAGAGGCCAUGAUACAGUCUCAGCUGCAGCAGAAAAGACUGAGAAACAGAAGCAGUUGGGGGCGAUACAGAGUAAAUUCCAGCAGAGAAUUCAAGAGAGAGAGAAGGAGCUGCAGGACCUGAGACAGACUGUGCAGUCAAUCAAGCGCUCUGCACAGGCAGCAGUGGAGGACAGUGAGAGGAUCUUUACUGAGCUGAUCCGCUCCAUUGAGAGAAGGCGCUCUGAGGUGAAAGAGCUGAUCAGAGAUCAGGAGAAGGCUGCAGUGAGUCGGACUGAAGGACUCCUGGAGCGACUGGAGCAAGAGAUUGCUGAGCUGAGGAGGAGAGACGCUGAGCUGGAGCAGCUUUCACACACAGAGGAUCACAUCCAUUUCCUCCAGAGCUGUCAGUCUCUCUGUGUCCCUCCUGGACCUGAAGACUUGCCCAGCAUCACUGUCAGUCCACACAUCUCUUUUGAGGCUGUGAGAAAAUCUGUUUCUGAACUAAAAGAGCAACUGGAGGACUUCUGCAAGGUGGAACUGGUCAAAAUUUCUGAAUCAGUGAAAGAAGUCCAUGCUGUAGAGCCCAGGACUAGAGAGGAUUUCUUACAGUAUUGCUGUCGGCUCACUCUGGACCCCAACACAGCGUAUAAAUACCUCCGUCUGUCUGAGGGGAACAGAAAGGUGACCCGUGUGGAAAGGAUCCAGUCAUAUCCUGAUCAUCCAGAGAGAUUUGAGGACCGGGCCCAAGUGCUGUGCAGAGAGGGUCUGUCUGGACGCUGUUACUGGGAGGCUGAGUGGAGUGGGGAUGGGGUUUAUAUAGCAGUGUUAUAUAAAGAGAUCAGGAGGAAAGGGGGCCGUAAUGAGGGUAUAAUGGGAUUUAAUAACACGUCCUGGAGUUUGCGCUGCACUUCCACCGGUUACGAUUUCUGGCACAAUGCUGAGUGCACUACAAUCCCUGUUCCCCGCUCCUCCAGAAUAGGAGUGUACCUGGAUCAUGGGGCAGGAACUCUGUCCUUCUACAGUGUCUCUGACACAAUGACCCUCCUGCACAGAGUCCAGACCACAUUCACUCAGCCCCUCUAUCCUGCGUUUGGGGUUGGUGUUGAAUCCUCUGUAAAACUGUGUGAUCUGGGAUGAGAGAGAGGGAAGACUGGCUGUAUUUAGAGGUAGAGAAUAACACUGCAGCGAGAGUGUGUUCAUCUUCUGUAUUUGUAAAAGGUGUAAGGUACUCUAACCACCACAUUGAAUCUUUGUCUCUUCAUUCUGGACUAUUGUAAUUCCACUGGCACGCACUGGUGGAGUCAUUAGUAUCACAAGCUGUAAAUGGCAGCUGGAAAGGCAACACAGCAGGGCCACAGCAACCUUCAAGACACGGGACAGCAGUCUCACAACCUCCUUAUGGGAAAGAAGAGCGUGUGCAUGCGCGUGUUUUUGUGAUUUUUUUUUUUUUUUUCUCUGAAGUUUUGGUUGCCAUAUUGCCCAUUCGUUUGUUCUGGAAGAUUUCUUUUGUUUCGUGUUUUUGGGUGAAUAAAAGGCGGUAAGCCAGCACCUC
Messenger RNA from Anguilla anguilla (European eel), 2149 nucleotides. RefSeq names its product tripartite motif-containing protein 16-like. Gene Ontology annotation, molecular function: protein binding; zinc ion binding. The record is from RefSeq and is a predicted model, not a curated record. Bases 76 to 1734 code for a protein of 552 amino acids. The transcript has 6 exons. Lineage: Eukaryota; Metazoa; Chordata; Actinopteri; Anguilliformes; Anguillidae.